AAAUGAACUGAUACAUAAAUAAAAAAAAUAAAAAAAGAACUCUCCGUUUUCUCUCUAAUUAUGAUUCAUGUACCUGAAUUUCACCUUGGCAAAAACUGUUUAGACAAUGGCAUGACCAAACUUCUCAUAACCCUUGUUCUAAUAAUUCUUGCCCCCAUGAUUCCUCUCUACAUCCUGAAUAUCUCAUCACCAAUAUGGCUGCCUUAUAAGAGCUCUGAGAGCAGAAAAUGUGACAUAUUUCGUGGGACAUGGAUUUCGUAUCAGAAUAUGCCAUACUAUAAUAAUGCAACAUGUCGAGAAAUCUUUGAUCAACAAAACUGCAUGAAGUUUGGCAGACCAGAUACUGAUUUCAUGAAAUGGAAGUGGAAACCAGACGAGUGUGAGCUGCCUCGCUUCGAUGCGGAGCAGUUUUUGGAGCUUGUAAGAGGAAAGUCAAUGGCAUUUGUUGGAGACUCCUUAGGAAGAAACCAAAUGCAGUCACUGCAGUGUCUCUUAGCCAGAGUGGUCUAUCCUGAAGACAUUAUUUCUUACACAGAAGAUAAAAGAUUCAAGAGAUGGUUCUAUGUUAACUACAACUUCACACUAGCAUCCUCUUGGGCGCCCCACUUGGUUCGAACCAUUGACACAGACCCUAAUGGCCCGACCAAUAACCGCCUUUUGAAUCUUUACUUGGAUGAGGCCGACGAUGCCUGGGCAGCUCAAAUUGAGACGUAUGACUACGUGAUCAUCUCGGCUGGAAGAUGGUUCUAUGGACCACAAGUAUUUUAUGAAAAUGGCAAGGUUGUUGGAUGCCAUCGAUGUCUUAAGAACACCAUCAAGAACCUCACAAUGUUCUAUGGAUACAGGAAGGCUUUUAGAACUUCUUUCAAGACCCUGCUCAGCCUUGCAAGGUUCAGUGGGGUAACAUUUUUGAGGACCUUGUCACCGGCACAUUUUGAGAACGGUGAAUGGAAUAAAGGAGGCAAUUGUGUCAGGACGCAGCCCGUUUCUAAUGGAGAAAUGAAAUUGGAAGGGGGUGAUUUGGAGCUAUACUUGACUGAAGUAAAGGAGUUCAGAAGAGCAAAAAGGGAAGGAAAAAGGAGGGGCUUAGAUUUCAGGUUGCUAGACAUAAGUGCAGCAAUGGUUGUGAGGCCAGAUGGACACCCAAACCAUUAUGGACACUGGCCGCAUGAGAAUGUGACUAUUGCCGAUUGUGUUCAUUGGUGCUUACCAGGCCCAAUUGAUACUUGGAACGAGCUCUUGCUUCAGAUGCUGAAGCGGGAAAGGCACUGAAGAGCCAUUCAGUAGCAGACUACACAAUAUUCAGCUCAAUGCAAUCUGAUGGGUUUGGAUGAGGCAAAUGGUUGGGGGGGAGUCAUGUGGAGUGUGAAAAGGCAUGGUUUCUGAUUUCCAGUUUUUGUUGUUUAUUAUUUAUUUCAAGUUGCCAGUCGUUUCCGAGUCAAUAUCUUCCAUUUGGUUAUGGUCCAAACUCCUGAGAGACGGACGGUAAAAAUUAUAAAACCAUCAUUAGAAUCUGUUAAAGGGAUUCUACGCCCAAGUGCGAUCAACCAUCUCAAUCAGGAUGGUGUUGUUUCUGGUUCUAGUUCAAAACGCCCUGUUCAAGUGCAGAAAAGAUAGAAAAAAACAAAGAAACUAGGCAUUAGUGAAUCACCGGGAGCUUUGUAUUUUCACAAUGAAGAUGUUUAACUAUUAUCUCUAUAAAAUGUUUUCAUAUUUUAGCA
This is a messenger RNA of Populus trichocarpa (black cottonwood), 1721 nucleotides long. Its product is annotated as protein trichome birefringence-like 19. The transcript is spliced from 2 exons. NCBI's taxonomy places the organism in Eukaryota, Viridiplantae, Streptophyta, Magnoliopsida, Malpighiales, Salicaceae. The record is from RefSeq and is a predicted model, not a curated record. Bases 61 to 1272 code for a protein of 403 amino acids. Gene Ontology annotation, molecular function: O-acetyltransferase activity. Gene Ontology annotation, cellular component: Golgi apparatus.